UGCGUCGUGUCGUGUCGCGGGACUCGCAGGGAAAAGAGAGCUCUGUACCUCUACCCACAUCCGCCAUUCGAUUUCCUCGCUCCUAUCCAUCCACCACCACCACAAGACACCAGAAGAGGCUCGCCCCGCCGCCUCCGCCUCCGCCUCCGCCUCCGUCGCCGUCGCCGUCCUCGCCGCCCGAUCCAACCGCCCGCCCGCCAGCCCCCACGCACGGGAACCAUCAACAAAGAAUCAAUCGCCAUGAGCUCGCUCUGCCCGUUCGCGAAAGCCACCACGGGCGGCGUGUGCCCCAUGAAAUCCGAUAAGAAGCCCGACAAGAGCAGCGGCGCUGCGUGCCCGGUGACCGGAAAGGGCGGCGAGCCAAAGGAGACCAGCGCGGACCAUGCUGCUGGAGAAGAAAGUGCUGAAGACCCUCGCCUGGUGCCUGCAAAGUGCCCCUUCGGAUACGACUCCAACACCUUCAAGCUCGGCCCGCUCAGCUGCAUGGUCUGCCAGGCCCUGCUCCACGACGCCAGCAAAUGCAAGCCGUGCUCCCAUAAGUUCUGCAAGGCGUGCAUAUCGCGCUUUAAGGACUGCCCGUUGUGCGGUGCUGACAUAGAGGGGGUCGAGCCGGAUGCCGAGCUCCAGACCCUCGUCGAUCGCUUCAUUGAUGGUCAUGCCCGAAUCAAGAGAUCGCUUGCUGGAGAAAGCAAGGAAGCAGGAGCGGAUGGCAAGAGCAAAGUGAUAUACGAGGAUGUCUCCAUGGAGAGAGGCGCUUUCCUAGUGCAACAAGCCAUGAGGGCUUUUCGUGCCCAGAACAUUGAAAGCGCAAAGUCGAGGCUCAGUAUGUGUGCAGAAGACAUCAGGGAGGAGUUGAAAUCUUCACAAGAUAACCUAGACCUAUGUUCUCAGCUUGGAGCGGUGUUGGGAAUGCUUGGGGACUGCUGUCGGACCUUGGGAGAUGCGCCUUCAGCGAUCACUUACUACGAAGAAAGUGCUGAGCUUCUGUCAAAAUUGCCCAAAAAGGAUCUUGAGUUGGUCCAUACGCUCUCAGUUUCUCUUAACAAAGUUGGAGACCUUCGCUACUAUGGCGGGGACCUGCAAUCCGCAAGAAGUUAUUAUGCCCGUUCAUUAGAUGUUCGCAGAAAUUCAGUAAAGGAGCAUUCAGCUGUGGCCUCCCAGGUCAUUGAUCUAGCAACCUCUCUAGCCAAAGUUGCGGAUGUCGAUAGAAACCUCGGCAACGAAGAUGCGGCUGUCGAGGGUUUUGAGGAAGCAAUCAAGUGCCUGGAGAAAUUGAAGCUAGAUUCUGAGCAGGCUAACCUAGAACAACGGCGUCGCUCGGUUCUCGACUUCCUGCAGAAGCAAUUGCACGACAAGUAAGACAGAUGGUCCCAGUGUGUAGUAUCCAUAACGAGGUUCGACCGACCGCAUCGUUGUUGUGUUGCAAUAUGGAAGGAGUUGUUGUGGUGCAUAAGGGAGGAGGGAGGUGCUCUAGAAAUGGUUGCGCCCUGUGUGUAAUUCCAACCACUAGAAUUCUGUCGUGGCACAAACAAACGUAAUCAAGGCCGCGUUGUACGUAUUCUAGGAGAGAUCUCUUCACCGUCGCCAAUAUAUGCUCCAGGCUCUAGCUAGCUCCCUGUGGCCUUCUCUCAGCUUGAAACAACAGGGGUAAGGUGAAAAAUGUCUGAAGCUCCCUGUUGCAUGCUGAAUCUGACCGACCCCGUUGUAUAUCGACAAUAACACACAUAGAACUGCUAGAAUCUGGCCAUUUCGCUUGAA
Molecule: messenger RNA, 1758 nt
Organism: Aegilops tauschii subsp. strangulata
Lineage: Eukaryota; Viridiplantae; Streptophyta; Magnoliopsida; Poales; Poaceae
Product: protein NCA1
Biological process (GO): protein ubiquitination
Molecular function (GO): ubiquitin protein ligase activity; protein binding
Source: RefSeq, a predicted model, not a curated record